Messenger RNA from Trifolium pratense (red clover), 706 nucleotides. RefSeq lists its product as uncharacterized. NCBI's taxonomy places the organism in Eukaryota, Viridiplantae, Streptophyta, Magnoliopsida, Fabales, Fabaceae. The coding region runs from base 38 to 562 and encodes 174 amino acids. Gene Ontology annotation, molecular function: protein dimerization activity. The record is from RefSeq and is a predicted model, not a curated record. The transcript has a single exon.
GAUUUUUUAUGUUGCUAUUGACAAAAUAUGUGUGGAGAUGGAUCACCGCUUUAGUGAACGAAGUAACAUUGUGCUUAGUUCUUUCUCAUGUCUUGACCCCAAGAAUUCUUUCUCCAAGUUUGAUGUUGAUAAACUUGCUCGUCUUGCUGAUAUUUAUCAUGAAGACUUUUCUAAUAAUGACCGUGGAACAAUAAGGGAGCAACUUGAGACAUAUAUAGUUCAUGUUAGAAGACAUGUAUCAUUUUCUACUUGCGAAGAUGUUCAAAGUUUGGCUUUGAAGAUGGUUCAAACUGAUAAACGUUUCGUAUUUCCAUUGGUCUACAAACUUAUUGAGCUGGCUUUGAUAUUACCGGUGUCGACAGCAUCCGUUGAAAGGGCUUUUUCAGCAAUGUCGAUUAUUAAGAAUAAAUUGCGCAACAAGAUCAAUGAUGAGUGGUUCAAUGACUUGAUGAUAUGUUAUACCGAGCGGGAGAUAUUCAAGUCACUUGAUGAUAUUGAUAUUAUCCGAUCCUUCACCGCAAAGAAGUCUCGGAAAGGGCAUUUACCUCCUAAUUUUAUGUAGUAUACUAUUGGUAUGUUAUAUUUUAUCCCUCUUAUUUGACUCAUGUUUUGUUGGUUUUUUCUAGUUUUUUUUUUUGUUUUAACUCAUGCUAUCCAAAAAAAUAUUGUGGUUAAAAUUGUGCCCAAGCUCCGCUAUAAUCCUGGC